Heterotrigona itama is the source of this 6338-nucleotide messenger RNA. The record is from the annotation of a GenBank genome assembly. Lineage: Eukaryota; Metazoa; Arthropoda; Insecta; Hymenoptera; Apidae.
AUUUUUCCUUUUUUUUUCUUUUUUAAUGGAAUGUUAUAAUUCGUAGAUGUACAUGUAUUAUUCAUAAAAAAAAUAUAUAUUUAAAUAUUUUAUUGCUUUACGAAAGAAAAUGGAAUUCCCUUUUUGACACAUAUCAGCUGAUGUAUCGAUACACUUAACCAUUAUAAAAGGCAUAUAGCGUACAUUCGUAUCUUCAUUUUAUGUUUUUCUUUCCAAAAAUACCAUGUAUAUUUUCGCACAUCUUUAAUGCAGGCGAUAUGUACUACAACGCAUAUGCUCUUUCUAUUUUUUCAUGUCAAAAUUUCUCUUUUUAUCGUCUAAUCUUUGGCAAUAACAUGUAACCUAACCUUAUACUAAGCCAUACGAACUUAAAAUUUUUCAGAUAAUUUUUGUUUGUAAAAGCUUAUUGAAAGGUAAUAACGCUAUAAUGGCUUCAUUUGUAUAAAUAUUCCAUAUAAAUAAUGUACUUUCGAUUAACAACUGGUAAAACUCUAACAUGUAUAAAGAAAAGUUUAUCAUAUAGUACCAAUUCUGGUACAUUUCCUUUUCAAUGUAAAAAACUUGAGAGAAGAUGGCACUGUUUGAAACUUCAAAUAUCAAAUUUUCAUACAACUCCAAAACUAAAUUAUCCUGGAUCUUUGCUUUUGUGCUUUGGCUCAAUCUAUUGUGGUCAUUGCGUGAGAAAAUGGUGGUUGAAACAAACUCUGGAGCAACAAUUAAAAUAUAUAGAAUGGUUUAGGCAAAGGAAACGUAUAUUUUAUGGUUCUUUGGGAUUUCUAUCAUUUGUAUUAGUCUUUUAUUGUUUGACACAUUUGGAAAUAGACCCAGUAAAAAAAAAAUCACGUCUGAUUUUAUUUGAUCAAACUCGACAAGUUGAAGAUUCUAAAAUCUUUUAUAAAAUGAUAGUACAGAAUGAAAAGAAUAUUGUACCAUUAAGAGAUCCCAAGUACAAAAUGAUUGCUAGGGCAUUAAAGAAGUUGAUAUACUCUAAUAAAAAUGUAUUUGAAAACACUGAUUGGACUAUUACUAUAAUUCAUCGUAUGUUUAAUAUAGCAUCAUUUCCUAACGUUAUGAUUUUACCAGACAGGAAUAUUAUUGUUCUCGUUGAUAUUUUCAACUUUAUUAAAAGUAGUGAUCAAUUAAUAUUUGUUUUAGCCCAUGAAAUGUCACAUUAUAUGCUUCUUCAUACAUCGGAAAUACCAACUUUUGCAACGAUAUAUACCAUUGCAACUAUUGUAUCAUCAUUUUUAAUUUGGGUAUUUUAUGAAAGAAGAAUAGCAGCCAUUUUUUGUUCAGUAUUGUAUACAAUAUUCGCAGCUAUUUUUUCUGCAUACAAAAGACAGAAAGAAAUUGAAGCUGAUGAUGUCGGACUUGAAUUAGCUGCAAAAAGUUGCAUUGAUGUUAGAGAAGUUUUAAUAUUUUGGGAGAUUAUGAUGAAAUUUGAGGAGCUUUCAGGACAAAACAAAUUUCAAAUACCAUUAUUUAUGGAUCAUCCUACUUUAGAAGAGAGAAAAAGAAGAACCAUUCAAUUAAUGCCUACAAUUUUGGAAUUAAGAAAGCAAGCUAAGUUGGAGCACCAAAAGAAAAUUAUUCUCGGUAUUUUACACAAAAAUUUCCAUACUUAAUUGAGCCUGGUGUCGUGUAUCGGUGUGCGAUUAAAAAUGAUGAGUGUCAAGUAGUCAGACCAGAAAAAAUUGAAAAUGAGGAAGGAUAUGAUACGCGAUAUGAAAUGAAGACGAUUAUACGAAAACAAUACGGUUGGUUUGGAAGUGCCAUUUCUAUAGAUGAACCAAAUGGGAUUCUGACAGUAUGUGCACCACGGACGAUUGUAAUGAUUUCAAAACCAUUCACAGAUAUUAAUUUCGAAACUAUGCAAGGCAUGUGUUACAGUGGAGAAAUUUCUUCAAACGCUCUGUUCAUCGAAAAUAAUCUGAAAUCGUAUACAAAACCAAAUGAGUAACGGCAUAAAAAGGGGAAAGAUAAAUUACAUCGUAGGAAAACCAAAGCACGAAGAUUUCGGAACCGUGGAUAUAAUGUAUUUAAACGAAAUAAUGUCUAUAGAGUUAACGUCACUUUACACUGUAUCUCAGUUUGGUAGUAGUAAUUAACCCAAAAACUAAAUCUCUUACGAAACUGAACGGUACUAACAUCGGUGAAUUUUUUGGAGCCAGUUUAGCUGUAGGGGAUAUAAACAAUGAUGGUUUAGAUGAUCUUCUAAUUGGAGCACCCUAUUGUAGAGAAGAUAAUGGCAGAGUCUACGUAUAUUUUGGUACAUCCGAGGAACGAUUUGAAAUGGCUCAUAUAUUAGACGGGCAUGUACAAGGAGCUCAUUUUGGAUAUGCCAUAGCUAGCGGUGAUUUGGAUGCCGAUGGAUAUGAUGAUAUCAUUGUGGGAUCACCUUGGGAAGAUGAUGGUGUAAUUUAUAUAUUCAACGGUGGUUUAUCAAAUCUGCAAGUGACUGAGCGAAUCGAACCUGCAAAAUUUUUUCGAUAUUCCUCACAAAAAAUACAAAGAUUUGGAUUUUCAAUUUCGAAACCAGUUGAUAUCGAUGCCAAUGGAUAUCUGGAUAUCGCAAUUGGAGCAUAUAAAUCAGGAAAUGCUGUGAUAUUACGUAGUAAGCCAGUAAUAAAAACAGAACUUUUAAUUGAAACUGUACCUAAUACUUUACAAAGAAAUGCUACGCAUUUUUUAGUUAAAAUAUGUCCAUCAUACACUAUACAUAAUAUACUACACAAUGAAGGAGUUAUAAAAUUUAAGAUCACAGUUACUAUAGAUGAACGUUACCAACGAACUAAACAAACAACUUUGGAAUUAAAAUCAUCUAAAUUAAUAUCAAAUAUCUGUCUAUUUGCUCAAGUUAAUAUUUCGAAAAGCAUACGAGAUUUCAUCGAGCCAAUUAGUAUUUUUGCGAAACAUGAUUUUUUAUAUGAUAAUGUAGCGACUGAUUUUUGCAAAUACUGUCCUAUUGAGAAAAGAAACAAUAAACUACAAAUUACACAAACUUUACUUCCUUUCAAUAUCGGUUGUGGAGAGGAUAAAGUUUGUAAUUCUAAUAUAUCCGCCACUGCAAAAUUUCAUAAUGUACAAUUCAACGAUACAUGGGUUAUUGGCUCGAGCGACAUAAGUUUGGAAAUUAGUUUAAAGAACUAUGGAGAACCCGCGUAUCUCGCCAUGCUUGAAUUCACGUUCCCAAAGGGAAUAAUAUUACGUAGCAUUUUACCUUUUUGUCAUGAGGAUAAUUCCAAAGAAAAUUUAAUAGUAAUCUGCGAUACAGGAAAUCCCAUUUGGAACGAAGAAGAGAGAAGUGUUAAAUUAGACUUGGAUAUGAAAUUAAUUAAUGGAUCCUACGAUGAUAAAUUACAUUUUUAUGCAACGAUAAAAACUCGUAGUAUAAAUCAUGGGACAGCAAACAUAAUCAAAAUUCUUAAUUUAGUAAACGAAGUUUCUUUAUUUCUGUAUGGGAAAGCAAACGAAGAAGCUUACUAUUUAACUACUUCAAUCGAAAGUUUUUCAAAUGUUACUUUCCAACACACUUAUGAAGUAUACAAACACGGAGCAUCACCUAUAGAAAGUGCGCAACUCAUUGUUAAAGUGCCAUUAGCUAUUGAAGAUUUAAAAACUUUGAUAUACAUAUACAAACCUCAACUAUAUAUAUCAGGAGAACUUUUUGAAUGUUCUUCAGAAAAUAUUUUACUAGAUAAUCAACUAGAUAUGGUUGAAGAACCAUUUUUAGCUCCAUUUGACAAAAGAAACGUGGAAACUUCGACUUUAUAUUUGCAUGACGUGAAGAACAUUCAAACUUCAGAAAAAGUGAAUAAAAAUUGGAUGAAUGAUAUUACUUAUAUAAAUUGUACAACACCUGAAAUAAAUUGUACAACUUUUGUAUGCAGUUUAAAUACGUUGAAAACAUUACAAGAUGUCGGAAAGUUGGUGAUUAAAUUUCUAUUAGAUAUCGAUAAAUUUAGAGCUCUACAAUGGAAGUUAUAACGACAUUUUAUUACACUUCCAAAACAGAAAAGCUACAGCUAUGGAUUAUUUUUGUUUCUGUUUUAGUCGGAUUGUUAUUAUUAUGCACGAUUGUCACAAUUUUAAAUAUGAUGAUAGAAAAUGGAAAUACGACUGUGAUUAAGUCUGAUACGUGAUAUUUAGUCAGUGAAAGGUAACAUCAAUAUCACAUAUAUAUUUUGUAAAAAGCAAAUUAUAUUAAAUAAAUUUCUAAUGUUUAUUUACAUUAUAUUCAUAUCUUUGAUGAAAAACGCCUAUAUAUGUAUACAAAUAUCUAUUUUUAUUAAUUACAUACUGUGUGUUUGAUCUGAUGUUAUGUUGUAAUCAAAUAGAACACAUAAUGUGAAAAUGUAUCUUAAACAUGUACAUCAAUCAGUAUAGUUAUUUACAUAUCUUUUAAUUAAAGAUGAAAAUAAAUGUAAUAAUUCGCAACAAAACGUUGAUUACACUAUCCAGUGAAUCAAUUUACUAUUAUACGCAAUAAUAAUAGAAAGUUUCUCUUUGCCUUCAUUUUCUUCUUUUUAAACCCUUCUCCGUUCCUCACUUUUCUAAUUUAAUUUAUUCCUCAAUAUUUCUAAUGUCAAAUUGACUUAUUAAUGCUAAAAAAAUUAACCCCACAAUGAAAAAGUUCUUUUAUAGUAAAUAAACGAAAUUUCUAUUCAAUUACCUCUCAGAUAUUCAAUAUCACAUUCAUAUCUUACACAUUUUAUAAGAAAAAUGUGUUGAGGGUUGACGGACAAGGGUUGAACAAUAUUUCUUUUACAUAAAAAAAUCCAAAAAGAUUUACUAAUAAAUAGUACAUAUCAGAAUGGAUAUUUUUCCAAAGAGCUCAUGGUAUUGUUACAAAUAUUCUUGUCAUUUUAAUAAAAUCUGUAUAGAAUGUGGGCAUAAAUUAUUCUCUUGGCAACAUAUUAAUCAAUCUUUUAUAUCAUAAAAAAAUUCUUUCAAACUGCAUGAUAUCGAAUACAUUUUGUUUUUCCAUUCUUUAAUUUCAUUGUCAUGCGUUUCCAUCAGUUUUGUUCGUUGAUAUGAUUUACUAUGUCUUUCAGAAAGACAAAAUGAAGAGGUGGUCACAGCUUCUGUCUGAUCAACAUCAGCACUGCACAAAACUCUUUGUGGGUUUAAUCCGUAAAAUUAAUUGAUACGGUCAGAUCGCCCUUUUUGAUGUUAAUAUAUUAUUGGUUCUUGGCACAAACAUUGUGUGAUUGUGCUGUAGCACAUUUUGUCGCAUAUCGACAACCUUCGACAAGGAAGGGGAUCAAACUUGCUUGUUAGAAUCCCAACUGCUUUAUCAGAACUCUUGUUUUCUGUUCUUUUAUUCAGUGUUCUCCUUGUCAUAUAGGCAAGUCGAUCGUUUCUAGACAAAUUGAAUAGUUUAUAGAUGAGGGCUAAUUUACUUUUGUCUCUUGGAUAUACGUAGCAUAAUAGUAAUAUUUUUCCGUUAAUAUGCGUUCCUUAUGGACGCCAAUAAAUAAUUUAUGCUCACAAACUAUAGCUAAUUUUUGGAUUAUUAACCGAAAUGAUGUAACAAUGAACACGAAUAUUAUUACAAUACAUUCGUAUAUGUAAUUUUUGCGAUUUCUGAAAGUGUAAAGUUAAUGCAGAUUUUCGACGCCCAUUGAAUGAUCCAAAUUUUUCAAUCUGGUUGAUUCGUAUUUUUUUUUUUUUUAUUAUCGACGUUAAAUUCUUUUGCUAAAUAUAUUUUGUUAAAAAUAUCAUAUCACAAUAACAUCAUAUAGUAUCAUCAUAAUAUCAUAUCACAAUAAUAUCAAAUUGAUUAAAAAAAAAAACUUAUUACAAAGAGAAUAGAUUUUUUUUUAUAUUAUGUGACAGAUGUUUUCAUUGUUUUAAAUGUAUAAAAAAUUAUAUAAUACGUUUAUAAUAAAUAUAAACAACAGCAAAAUAUAGAGUGAGCUGUGAUAUGAUCUUUUUAAGAUCGUAUAUUCUUUCACUAUAUCAUAGCUUUAUCGAAUUUAAUGUAAAUUAAUUUAUAUCAAAUACAUAAUGAUGCUCAUUUUAUUCAUCAAUUAAAGAAAGGCACAAAUAUUCUGUCCUCUAACAAUUAUAUAGUGGAGAAUUAUCUAUUUAAGAAUAUUAGAGAACAAACGUACACGCAUUCUAGAAUAGGACAAACAUACACAGAUUAUUCGAAUCAUAAUAUAAAAUGUGCAUCAUUAUGUAUAUAUGAAAUAAUUGAACUAGUAGUUCCAGAAAUCUGAAUAUCACUCGUGUUUUUCUUAAUGAACUUAAUAUUAAUAAUAUUUUGAUGCAAAAGUGAUAAUUAUAUGUUACAAGUAUUUGAACAUGAAGUUUGUAAUAUUGCAUCAUGAUUG